Messenger RNA from Chironomus riparius, 364 nucleotides. The record is from the annotation of a GenBank genome assembly. Lineage: Eukaryota; Metazoa; Arthropoda; Insecta; Diptera; Chironomidae.
AGUUUCUAUAUUUAUUCAAGAUUCGAGCUCCCUGUUUUUAAAGUUUGAGAUAUAUAAAAUUAAACUAUAAUAAAUAAUUAAGAUCUGAGGUAGUUUUAGGUAGAUAGGAGAACAAUGAGUGAUAAGGAAACAAAAAAGACUGAAGCUGGAGAAGCUAGCGGAACUAGUAAUAACAACAACGCUCCAAAUAAUACUGAAAUACAUCCAGCAAUAAAAAAUGUAAGCGUCUUUCUAAGUUUGGAGAAUUGUGAGAAAUUCAUUGAUAAAGAGAAUCACUCAGCCCGCAUUACUAAAUUAAGAGAACAAGGCCUGAGUCACUUGCAAGAAACUAAUUGGAUGUAUCAAAACAACUAAACUAUUGCUC